AUGACUGAUCAGUAUAGAGGGAAAAACGAAAAAAACUCAGACAUCAUAGAUGAAAGCUAUUUUUCACCAGGACAGAGACCUCACUCAGUUGAAAUAAUGAGGACUUUAGAUUUAGAUGAAUCGUUCAUUGAUCCUUUUCUGGAGCUAGCUCCGUUUUCUGCACGCUCUGAAAAAACCUAUGAUGAAGGACGCACAAAAGUAGAACACAGACAGAUAAUUGGGAAUUUACCGAUACCAAUAGAUAAUUUAAAAGCUCAUCUACCAUUUUUAGCCACUCACCUACAAGAAGCUCUAGCUGAAUCAGUUUCUGCAGGAAAUCCGAAUCAAUGUUGUAGUGCUGGACAACGUCCUGGACCAAUCAAUACAAAUCUAUCACCAGGAUUCCAUGAAUCUGUUCACUGUGAACAUCGCUCACCGCCAACUCCAACACCAAACAUUUCCUCAGUAGCAAUUCAACAUAUUCGACAAGAACGGCGUCAACAGCAACAACAAAAAACCUGCACAGUAGAUGAUUCCCCCCCUUCAUGUGAACUCUGUCAUAACACCCAUGAAUUACAACAUCACAUUUGUCAAGAGAAUAUUGAGUAUUUACAGAAUCAAUUGUUAGAUAUGAAACACCAACUGCAAUAUUGUCAAGAGAGAGAGAAAACUAAAGAACAAUUAUUGGAAGAAAGUUACAAUACAACGAGACAAUUACAAGAAAGCGUUACAAACUUGUUCCAACAGGUUGGAGAACGAGAAAAUUUGUUGCAUAAAUUAAGCUUGGAAGUGAAUAAAUUGAAAAAUAAACAUGAGGAAGUAAUUUCACAGCGCGAUUCAUUUCAAAACCAAACUAAAGAACUAGAAGAACGCUGUCAUGAUCUACACAAAAAGUAUGAGAAUAAUGCAAAUAACUUGACAAUGAUGGUGAAGGAACGUGAUGAAUUAUUGGCAAAAUUGAAAUCAGAACGUGAGAAUAUCGAAAACAUCAGUGAAGAACGGAAAAGACAGAUAAUGAAAAUGCUCAAAGAAACUUCAAAUAUACGUGAAAAGCUAGAUUUACAAAUAGGUCGAUCAAUGCAACUGGAAGCAGAGUUAGCUCGUCUUAAAUCGGUGAAUGCGCAGUUGGAAUCUGGGAUUCAGGAAAUGACUAAGCAAAGUCUGUCAAAUGCUCAAACAAGUGCAGCUGAAAUUCGCUCUUUGCAAGAAGAAAAACAAACAGCAUACAAUUCACAUCAAUUAGAAAUCAACCAAAUAAAAAAAGAAUUAAAUCAACUGAAUAAUGAAAACACUGAGUAUAAGAAGGAAAUUAGUCGAUUACAAACUAAAACUAAUGAACUGAAGGACGAGGUUAUUCAAUGUAGAAAUAAUUUACAGGUUAAAACAAAUAUUGUGGAAGAGAAAGAAAGACAAAUUCACUCACUUACUCAUGAACUUGAAUCUUGUCAUCGGGAGUUAGAAACACAAAUCAACUCAGUUGGAUUGUUCAAAUCAGAACAGAAAAUGAUUCAAAAUUCAUUCGAAGAGAAAAUAAAACAAUUAGAAAUUAUUGAUAGUCAGAAGCAAAGAGAAGUUGAAAAUUUGUCAAUGGAUUUAAAUCAAGCCAAGUGUUUCCUACCGACAGGAACAAGUAAUACAUAG
This is a messenger RNA of Schistosoma bovis, 1620 nucleotides long. Lineage: Eukaryota; Metazoa; Platyhelminthes; Trematoda; Strigeidida; Schistosomatidae. The record is from the annotation of a GenBank genome assembly.